AUGCCAACCCUCUUCACCUUGACCAAAGUGGCUCUCGUUGCCACUUUGUUUUCGGGAGUGACGCUUGCCGAACCGCAAGGUCACUUUUUCAAGCAACCCGUGGACGGAUUGACCAAUAUCUGGCACCAAACUCAGGAUUUGGUCCAUGACGUGGUCGAUAACGUUCAGCAUGUUGUCAACGACGUGAAAUCCGAAUUUGUUACCGCCUUUUCGCAUCCUGCUUUCCCGCAAUACACGAUGCGUUACAAGCGCCCCAAUACCAUCUGUGACCCUGACGUGAAGCAGAUCAGCGGUUAUUUGGACGUUGGCAAUGACAAGCACUUUUUCUUCUGGUUCUUUGAAUCCCGAGACAAGCCUCAGGAAGAUCCCUUGGUUCUCUGGUUGAAUGGAGGUCCCGGCUGUUCCUCUCUCACUGGUCUCUUUAUGGAACUCGGACCUUGCACUGUCAACAAGGAAGGAAACGACACCGUGGUCAACAAAUAUUCUUGGAAUUCUAACGCCAACAUUAUGUUUUUGGAUCAGCCCCUGAAUGUCGGCUAUUCCCAUGGUAGUGGUGGGGCCACCAACUCGAUUGCCGCCGCUGAGGAUGUGUAUGCCUUCCUCCAACUGUUUUUCAAGGAAUUCUCAGAAUACGCCCAUCUUGAUUUCCAUAUUGCGGGUGAAUCAUAUGCCGGUCACUAUAUUCCUGCUAUUGGCGGUGUUAUCCAUCGUUCUAAUAAGGGACAAUAUUUAACCGCAACGGUGGCCGACAAAGCCCACACUUUGUCUAGUGUCAAUUUGAAGAGUUUGCUUAUCGGCAAUGGCUUGACGGAUCCUCUCGUUCAGUACAAGUACUACUCCAAGAUGGCCUGCGAAAACUCUUAUGGUCCUGUUCUUGACGAACGCACCUGCCGUUCCAUGGACAGACAAUACCCUGCUUGUGCUCGCUUGAUUCAGAACUGCUACGACUCGCAAAGCGUGUUUGCGUGCUUGCCCGCGGCAAUGAAGUGUAACAAAGAUCAGAUCCAGCCUUACCAGCAAACGGGCAUGAACCCUUACGAUGUGCGUGAAAAGUGCAAGGGCGGCAAUGGUUUGUGCUACGAAAUUUUGGACAGCGUUCAGACUUAUUUGAACCGUAAAGAAAUCAUGGAAACGAUUGGCGCUGAAACCGAGGGCUACAAGAGCUGCAAUAUGGAGAUUAAUUUCCGUUUCAACAUGGCGGGCGACUGGAUGCGCCCUUACGUUGAAGAAGUGCCUCCUCUUCUUGAAGAUGGUAUCCGCAUUCUUAUCUAUGCCGGUGACGCCGACUUCAUCUGUAACUGGAUGGGCAACAAGGCAUGGACUUUGGAAUUGCCAUGGAGCGGUAAGAAGGAAUUUGCUAGCGCCAACGAUACUGAGUGGUAUUCUGCCAUCACCGGUAAGCACGCCGGUGACCUCCGCCAGACCAAGGAUGGUCGCUUUGCUUUCCUCCGCGUUUUCGGUGCAGGCCAUAUGGUGCCUUAUGAUCAACCUGAAAGUGGCCUUGACAUGCUCAAUGCCUGGAUCCAGGAUGACUUGCAGUAA
This is a messenger RNA of Radiomyces spectabilis, 1542 nucleotides long. Its product is annotated as Alpha/Beta hydrolase protein. Bases 1 to 1542 code for a protein of 513 amino acids. Gene Ontology annotation, molecular function: serine-type carboxypeptidase activity. NCBI's taxonomy places the organism in Eukaryota, Fungi, Mucoromycota, Mucoromycetes, Mucorales, Radiomycetaceae. The record is from RefSeq and is a predicted model, not a curated record. Gene Ontology annotation, cellular component: fungal-type vacuole. The transcript has 5 exons. Gene Ontology annotation, biological process: proteolysis.